Suillus bovinus is the source of this 753-nucleotide messenger RNA. RefSeq names its product N-terminal nucleophile aminohydrolase. The coding region runs from base 1 to 753 and encodes 250 amino acids. The record is from RefSeq and is a predicted model, not a curated record. Gene Ontology annotation, cellular component: cytosol; nucleus; proteasome core complex, alpha-subunit complex. NCBI's taxonomy places the organism in Eukaryota, Fungi, Basidiomycota, Agaricomycetes, Boletales, Suillaceae. The transcript is spliced from 8 exons. Gene Ontology annotation, biological process: ubiquitin-dependent protein catabolic process.
AUGGCCCGAAGAUAUGACAGUCGAACAACAAUAUUCUCUCCGGAAGGCCGGCUUUACCAAAUCGAAUAUGCCAUGGAAGCCAUUUCACACGCAGGAACAGUCCUCGGCGUACUCGCAAAGGACGGUGUCGUCCUGGCCGCUGAGAAACGUGUGACAGGGAAACUCCUUGAUCUUUCCAGCGCAAAGGAAGGCGGGGGCUACGGCGGCAGUGGGGAAAAGAUGUUCUUAUUAAACUCAAAUGUAAUCGGAGGCGUUGCAGGCAUCACGUCCGAUGCGAAUUCGCUAGUGAACUACGCGCGCACUGUGGCACAACAACAUCUUUUGCAGUAUAAUGAUGAUAUACCAGUUGAGCUUCUUGCACAGCGAUUGUGCGAUCUGAAACAAGGAUACACGCAAUUUGGAGGCUAUGACCCACAUUAUCAUUUCCAAUUGUACCAUUCCGAUCCAUCUGGCAACUACUCCGGGUGGAAGGCAACAUGCAUCGGGGCGAACAAUGGCACAGCACAGAGUUUACUCAAACAAGAAUACAAAGACGAUUUGGGCGUCGAGGAAGCUAUAGGGCUCGUGUUGAGGGUAAUGAGCAAGACGAUGGAUAGCACGACUCUUGGAAGCGAAAAGCUCGAAUUUGCAGUCCUCACGUAUGACCAAGUAGCGAAAGCACCAAAAGCCAAGAUCUAUAAACCUGCAGAAAUUGAUGCUCUGCUUCGGGCGGAAGGGCUUGCGAAGAAGGAUGAGGAUACAGAGAUGAAGUAA